Molecule: messenger RNA, 6911 nt
Organism: Lutzomyia longipalpis
Lineage: Eukaryota; Metazoa; Arthropoda; Insecta; Diptera; Psychodidae
Gene: ATP8A
Product: probable phospholipid-transporting ATPase IA
Exons: 17
Coding region: 458-3904 (1148 amino acids)
Biological process (GO): phospholipid translocation
Cellular component (GO): plasma membrane
Molecular function (GO): ATP hydrolysis activity; magnesium ion binding; ATPase-coupled intramembrane lipid carrier activity
Source: RefSeq, a predicted model, not a curated record
CUGGCAAACGCUGCGGAUUUUGCAUCUUAUUCUUGCAUGAAAAAGGUUUGUUUACGACAGGAAAUUUUACAUUUUUCAUUCAGUUUCACGGAGAACGUGAGUGAAAUCGGCGGAAAUCACGGAAAAUUCGGGGCCCGAAGACGCCCCCACGUCCGCCAGUUAGUGAUCUUGAAUGUGAAAUUGUGGCUUUGUCACGGGAAAAUAUGUCAGCAGUGUGUGACCUAUUUUUUCACGGUGCUUUCCUGCGUCAAAAUGCGUUGAGAUUAAUUGCGAUUUGAGGAGUGAAAAAACCACCACCAAGGUCCCCCACCCCCCUGCGUACGAGAGACAUCAGCCUCCGUAGGUGAUACGCCCCACACGGACUCCCCCGGAGGUGCUGUGGACUACCCCGGAUAGGCGCGGAACAGCACACAAUAUUGAUUUGUUGACUUUCCUCCAAAUUGAACCUGGAGCAACAAUGGCCUUCUCCUCCAUCUGCCGGACGUUGCGCCUGAGAUUGCGUCUCAUGAACAACAAUACCCACGAGGAUGAUUGCACAACUUCUGGCAUAACACUGGACACCAACGAAAAGAGGAUAAUCUUCAUAAAUCGCCCGCAGCCUCAAAAGUACUGCAGUAAUCAUAUAUCAACGGCAAAAUAUAGUACCUUCAGCUUCAUUCCGUCGUUCCUCUUUGAGCAAUUUCGGCGGUAUUCAAAUUGUUUUUUCCUCUUUAUUGCAUUACUACAACAAAUUCCUGAUGUAUCACCCACGGGAAGAUAUACAACACUUGUACCUCUAAUUUUUAUACUAAGCGUGAGUGCUAUCAAGGAGAUUGUUGAAGACUUCAAACGCCACAGGGCUGAUGAUGAAAUAAAUCACAGGGAAAUUGAAACCUACAAAAGUGGCCAAUGGAAGUUUAUAAAGUGGCAACACUUGAGUGUUGGGGAUAUUGUUAAAGUGUGGAACAAUAAAUUCUUCCCCGCAGAUCUCAUUCUAUUGUCCUCAAGUGAACCACAAGGGAUGUCAUUUAUUGAGACAUCAAAUUUGGAUGGUGAGACUAAUUUGAAGAUACGUCAGGGUGUUCCGGAGACGGCAAAACUUCUCGAAACCAAAGAUUUGGCAUAUUUCAAUGCAACACUCGAAUGUGAGCUCCCAAAUAGGCAUCUGUAUGAAUUCAAUGGUGUCCUGAAGGAAAGUGGUAAAGCAGCCAUUUCUCUUGGCCCAGAUCAGUUACUAUUGCGUGGUGCCAUGCUAAGAAAUACAUCGUGGAUUUUUGGUGUUGUCGUGUACACUGGACACGAUACGAAACUUAUGAGAAAUUCUACCUCAGCGCCAUUGAAGCGUUCAACAGUAGACAGACUGACAAACACACAGAUUUUGAUGCUUUUUCUUAUUCUCAUAGUUUUAUGUCUCGUUAGUGCUGUUUUUAAUGAAUUUUGGACACGAGAUCACUACAAGAAGGAUAAAUAUUUGGGCAUUGAUGAUGUUCUGAGCAAAAAUUUUGGAUACAACUUACUAACAUUCAUAAUUUUGUACAAUAAUUUGAUACCCAUAUCCUUGCAAGUAACACUGGAGCUGGUGAGAUUCUUGCAGGCAAUCUUUAUUAAUUUUGACAUUGAAAUGUACCAUGAGGAAUCAAAUACGCCCGCAAUGGCGCGAACAUCCAAUCUUAAUGAGGAAUUGGGCAUGGUGAAGUAUAUAUUUUCCGAUAAAACGGGCACCCUUACGCGGAAUGUGAUGGAAUUCCAUAAAUGUUGUGUGGGGAAAUUUGUGUAUGAUCGCGUAAAUGAGCCCGAACACUCGGGGAUGGUGCAGAAUUUGCUGAAUAAUCACCCAACGGCGCCAUUGAUUGCGGAAUUCCUCACACUUUUGGCUGUUUGUCAUACAGUUAUUCCGGAGAAGCGUGAAGAUGGUACGGUGGGGUAUCAUGCCGCAAGCCCUGAUGAACGAGCCCUAGUUGAGGGGGCAAAGAGUUUUGGGUAUGUGUUUGAAACGAGAACACCCACGCAUGUGGAGAUUAGUGCUCUGGGAUGGCGUGAAAGCUACGAAGUUCUCCAUGUGCUGGAAUUUACGUCAACACGGAAAAGAAUGUCGGUGAUUGUGAGGACACCCAAAGGAGAAAUUAAGUUAUAUUGCAAGGGAGCUGACACAGUUAUUUAUGAGCGUCUAGCUCAAGAUGAUCAACCAUUCCGGGAGAUAACUUUGAGGCAUUUGGAGGAUUUUGCCACGGAAGGUCUACGAACACUUUGCUGUGCAAUGGCAACAAUUGAUGAGGAAGUAUACAAUGAUUGGAAAGCAACAUACCACAAAGCCAUAACAUCAAUACAGAAUCGUGAAAAGAAGGUGGAUGAUGCGGCAAAUUUAAUUGAGAUUAAUUUGAAGCUUAUCGGUGCCACAGCUAUUGAGGAUAAAUUGCAGGAUGGUGUACCUGAAACGAUAUCGAGUCUAUUGAAGGCUGAAAUCAAUAUAUGGGUGUUGACUGGGGACAAACAGGAGACAGCCAUCAACAUUGGAUAUUCUUGCAAAUUACUCAGUCACGCAAUGGAUUUGAUCAUUUUAAAUGAAGACAGUUUGGAUAACACAAGAGAGUGCAUUGGACGUCACAGUGCGGAUUUUGGUGAGCAAUUACGAAAGGAAAAUAAUGUGGCAUUAAUUAUCGAUGGACAAACACUGAAAUAUGCCAUAAGUUGCGACUUGAGACGAGAUUUUCUUGAUUUGUGCAUUUCCUGCCGUGUUGUCAUCUGCUGUCGCGUAUCCCCCAUGCAAAAGGCUGAGGUUGUUGAUUUGGUGGCGUCAAAUACAAAUAAUGUGACGCUCGCAAUUGGGGAUGGUGCCAAUGACGUUGCGAUGAUUCAAAAAGCCCACGUCGGUGUUGGUAUUUCGGGCGUUGAGGGACUUCAAGCGGCAUGUGCAUCGGAUUACUCCAUAGCACAGUUCCGCUACCUUGUACGUCUCCUCCUGGUUCACGGUGCAUGGAACUACAGUCGAAUGUGCAAAUUGAUUUUGUACAGUUUCUACAAGAAUGUCUGUCUCUAUGUUAUUGAAUUGUGGUUUGCCAUCUACUCUGGCUGGUCCGGACAAAUUCUCUUUGAGCGCUGGACCAUUGGUUUGUACAACGUAGUCUUUACAGCACUCCCACCUUUUGCCAUGGGGAUUUUCGAUAAGGUCUGCUCGGCGGAAAUAAUGAUAAAAUACCCGGCACUCUAUACAUCUCAGAAUGCCCAACUUCUGAAUGUUCGUGUCUUUUGGGUUUGGAUUGGGAAUGCCGUACUGCAUUCUAUCUUCCUCUACUGGAUGCCAAUGUUUUCCUACAAUCUUGAGAAUAUUUGGAUGAAUGGGCACAAUGGAGGGUAUUUGGUGCUUGGGAAUAUGGUUUAUACGUACGUUGUUGUGACUGUUUGCUUGAAAGCCGGUCUCAUUUCCAAUUCAUGGACUUGGCUGACACACUGUGCGAUAUGGGGAUCAAUUGUUCUUUGGUUUUUCUUCAUGUUUGUCUAUAGUAAUAUUUGGCCAACAAUUCCUGUUGCUGCAGUCUACGUGGGUAUGGAUAAACUUGUACUAUCUUCUCCGGUGUUCUGGUUCGGAUUGUUCCUGAUACCAACGACUGCUAUACUCUUCGAUGUUGUUGUCAAAGUCAUUCAAUGUACCUUAUUUAAAUCAGUAUCUGAUGCUAUACGAGAGUCGGAAAUUAAGAAAUAUGAUCCGAGUCAUGUGAUAAAAGAACCACGAACUUCAUUAACAGAGACAGCAAGAUUGCUGAGAAAUGUACGAAAUGUCUUCAGUCGACGUUCAAAUACACGAGUUAAUAUGGAAUUGGAACUUUCACAUGGUUAUGCAUUUUCGCAGGAAGAAGGUGGAAAUGUUACCCAAACGGACAUUAUUCGCGCCUAUGAUACGAAUUUGCCAAAACCAGAAGGAAAUUGAAAUGAGAUUUGCUAAAAAAAAAGGUGGAUUAUCGUGUCUUUUGGUAUGUUCUUUUUACCAUCAAUAUUUAUUUUAACAACAUGGAAGAAUUUUUUUCCACGAAAAGCACAAUGUUUUGAAUUUAACUCCCAUGUGAGAGGAGAUUGAAGAAUUUGUCUUACCAGUGCCACCAAUUUUGUCAACAAAUCCAGUGGAGAACAUUAAAAAAGAUGCUAAAAAAAGACGUUGUAUUAGAAUUUGCAGUUUAUUAAAAAAAAAAAUAGAAGAAUGCAUUAACUAUUAUAUUGCUUAAAGUGCACGACAAAUCAUACGGAAUAGAAGAAAGAAAAUUAAAUUGAGAACAAUCGUAGUGCUUGUGAGAAGUUAUAGUGAAAUUAACUAAAUUAUUCAUGAAUUUUUUCCACUAAAAAUGAACAUAUUCCGGUGUCCAGGGCUUGGAUUCUUUAAGAUUGAAAACUCCCGGGAAAAUCUCACGGGAGUUUAUCACGGGUGCAUUCUUUUUUAUAGAAUCAAACGCCCGUGAAGUUUUCCUCGCUUUCCCCCUGCAAAAAGCCUUUGGGAGUUUAUCACGGGAGUUUUUCACUCUUAGAAAAUUUAUGGCCAGAAAACUUUUCUUGCAGUAUUGUUUUUCUCCUUAAUUUUUCAUAGAGAAACCAUUCCAUAUUUCAAGCUUUAACAACUUUGUUUUUAAUACAAAAUAAACUUCUUAAUCUUUUUUUUUGUAGUAAAGUGUUUUUUUUUUAAGUAAAAUUCAACAUCAUGGCGUCAUCUAUGGAGCAGAGUAUCAUUUUUUGGUGGAAAGUUUAAUGUUGUUUCACUAUAAAACAUAAGCACUAUGUUAAUCCUUCGAGGUUUUUUUGUAAAGAAAAAAAAAUCCCGAUGUUUUUUCAAAAUGCCAAAAAUACCAUAAAUAAGAAAAUUCAAUGACCAACAACAGAAAAUUUAGCCUUUACAAAAUAUUACCUAUAUUAUACAAAGAAAAAAAUGUUUAAAAUCAAUACAAAUCCCAAUCAACUACGUUUUACUAAAAUAUUCUCUGUAAAUUGGAAAGUGGGUAAUGAUAAAUCUGAUUAGAUAAGUAGUUAAAAAAAUAUAAAACAAAUUAAAUGUUUGAAUGUUGUGAAAAAAAAUUUAAAUAAGAAUAAGUUUUGAAAAAAAAAUCAGUAAAGAGUUAAACAACAGAAUAUAUCAAUUUAUUUUACAAUAUAUAACCAACUAGUCAUUAUAUUUUAAAAGAAAUUAAACGUGUUAUAAAUUUAAAAAAAAUCAAUUCUCCAAAUUUAUAAGUAAAGCUCUUACCAUUAACGAGAGCCAUUAACGAAAUUCUUUUCCAUUGAUAGAGGUUGCAAAAGAAAUUAAAAUUCUAGAAAAUUAAAAGACAUAGAAACUUCUUAAGAAGUUUGGGUGUGAGACUUUUUCAAACAAAAAAAAACAUUAGAGGAGCCAAGUGCCCUUAAGAGAAUUAACUAUUUUUCCGUCUACUUCACACAAUUUCACAUGUUCAAAAAAAAAAACGUAAAUUAAAAAUAGGAAAUUUUUGGCAAAAAUUCGGUGCACUUUUGAACACAAAAUCAAAUUUUUCACUCAUAGAAAAAAAUGAGAAUAUAGAGAAUAAAUAUUAAAGAAAAGAAAAAUGUGUCUAUAUACCUAAGAAUAUGUAAUUGAAUGAUGAAAAUAUUGACUAAUUUAUUUCUUAUUGGUUUUUCUUAAAGAAAAAAAGAGGACUAAAACAGUUAACGAAGAGUAAGAGAAAAUACUAACAGAAAUUAAUAACACGAAAUAAACCUAUAACACGUAUACAUGAAAUGAACAAGGAAAGAUAUGAACUUAUUUUACAUUAAAAUAUGAGAUUAGCACGAGAGAUAUUUUGAUUUUUCACAAGAAUGAAGAAAAUUUGAAAGAGGAAAAGCUCUGUGAGGUUUUGUGGAAUGUAGAACUUUAAUUGAAAUUAAUUAUUUUCCUUUUUCUUCAUUAGGAGAGCUUUUGGUUUAAUUGAAAUUCAUGGAAGUUCUUUACCUUUAGUAUAAUGCAGAAAAAUUUGAGAGAGAGAUUUUGAGUAAUUAAAUUGCUAAAUUAUUACUAAAUCCAUUUACAAAUCAUUUAAGUUUUUAAACUGCCUCAAUCAGUAACAAUUUUAUUCUUUAAAUUGUAUUAUUGUUCCUAUAAAAUUAACGUCAUGAAUAUUUUCUCUUUGAUUUUGGAAUGUUUUCUCUUAAAGUUUUAGACAUGGGUAUCCUAAAAAAAACUAUUUGAAAUUAUUCUUAAGUAAUUUGACUAUUUUAUUUUGUGUUAUACUUAUUAAAAUACUUUCUUCUUCGCUAACUUAACAGUAAUCGGCUUUCUGAAGCAGAAAACGGCAGAAAAGCUAAGUUAGUAAAGCCUGUCUUUCUAGAUUACUUUUUUUGACUACUGUUAGAGUUUUACAUUUCACAAAUUCUUCCAGAAAUUUUAUUUUAGUAGUACAUUUCAAUCAACAAAUUGUCAGUUCCUUGGCAGUAUAUAGAUCUUGCAAAAUAAAAUGUGAUUUUGUGACACAUCAUGAAGGGAAAUAUUGAAUUCAAUUUAUAUAGGGAGAGAUUUAUCCGUAAUAUUAGAUGAGGAAAAAUCAAUUUUUGAUGAAAAAUAUUUUUAAUGUAAUAUUUUUCAAAUGAUUAUCGUACGAUCGUGAUUAAUUGUAAACCUUUUCUUUCAUCUUCUUUUUUUGGUAAAAGUAGAAUUUUUCUUUUAUUAAUUUUCUUCCCAAAAACACAAAAGAAACUGAAUUAUUCUUUAAAAGAAAUUCAUCCUGUAGAUGGAGAAUGUUGUUAGGCUGGAGACAAUGAACACAACAAAAUGUAGUAAAAUGUGGAUGAAAAAUGUUAUAUUUAGAUGGCCAAAUAUUGUAUGUCUCGUUGUGAAAAGAAAAAAAAUAUUAUACAGCAUUUAAAGGUGAUUCCUUAAAGGAAGAUUUAUGAAUUUUUUUUAUAUAAUUUUCUUUAGUUUUUAUUAAAAAUUUUGUGAUUUAUCU